UCUGUUGUUCAGUCGCUGCUAAGAUCGACCAUCGUAAAAGACCUAAGGAGUUAAUCAUAAGUUUUUCGUGAAAUUUUAGGCAUUUUAUUGACUUUUUUUGAAUAUAAUUUAUAUCAAUAUGUCAUAGGAGUGCUAAUAAUAUAAAGAAUUGUUACAGUUUAACGUUCACUACGUUAAAAUUGCGGUGUUUUGUGAGAGAAUAUUUUUCUUAUUUGCUUUUGGGUUAUUUUUUAUUUAAUUGUUGAAGUAGAAUUAAAGUCGUUUUGAAACAAGCAUAAUUUGCUGAUACAACAAGUGCACUUUUAAGUAAAUUCUCUGUGAAGUUGAUACAAUAAAAAAAUAAACCCUAAAAGCAGGAAUUUCAAUACAAACGAAUAAUUAUCCGAAAAUAAAAACUUUUGUUACAAAGUAGUUAAACUAAGUAAAUAGAGAAAGGAGUUUUGUGACAUCAAUAAACAUCAAGACAUAAUAAUGGAGAAUCAAAACGGCGUUAAGGGUCCUAACGAAAACCAAAACAAUGAUAAGUCACCUCCGAGUAUCACGGUCACAGCGACAUCCCCACAAACGAUUAGUAACAACCAUACCACGAACGUCACCCCACCGCCAACAGCUAUAACGAAAAAAGAAAAUCUCGCAGGGCCCUUCAUCAAAAAGGAUCGACGUCAAGUAAGCGCUCUAUAUAAUGUAUUAAACAAGCAAAAUUGUGAAAUCGAGUCGCUGCCACAACUAAAAGAAGCUGACACCAGUGAACGUGAAGAGCUCUUCAUAAAAAAGAUUCGACAAUGUUGCGUUCUUUUUGACUUCACCGAACCAUUGGACGACUUGAAAUGGAAGGAAGUUAAGCGAAGUGCCCUUCAGGAAAUGGUCGAAUUCAUUAACAAUAACAAUGGAAUUAUCACUGAAGCUGUUUAUCCGGAAGCGAUUCAAAUGUUCGCCAUCAAUCUUUUCCGAACAUUGCCACCAUCGUCAAAUCCCAAUGGAGCUGAAUUCGAUCCUGAAGAAGACGAGCCAACGCUUGAAUCGUCGUGGCCUCAUCUACAAAUUGUCUAUGAAUUAUUUUUGCGUUUUCUUGAAUCUCCCGAUUUCCAACCGAAUAUUGCUAAACGUUUCAUCGAUAGUCAGUUUGUGUUGAGACUGCUGGAGCUUUUUGAUUCGGAAGAUCCACGUGAACGUGACUUUUUAAAAACUGUUCUUCAUCGUAUUUAUGGAAAAUUUCUUGGCUUGCGUGCAUUUAUAAGAAAGCAGAUUAACAACGUCUUUUACAGAUUUAUUUAUGAAACUGAACAUCACAAUGGCGUUGCAGAGCUCCUAGAAAUUCUUGGGUCAAUAAUCAAUGGCUUUGCAUUACCACUUAAAGAAGAACACAAAGCUUUCUUACUCAAAGCUCUUUUGCCAUUGCACAAAGUGAAAAGUUUAUCGGUUUAUCACCCACAGUUGGCGUAUUGUGUUGUACAGUUCCUUGAGAAAGAUCCAAGUCUGACAGAGCCUGUUAUAAAAGGCCUCCUCAAGUUCUGGCCGAAAACGCACAGUCCAAAAGAAGUUAUGUUUCUCAAUGAACUUGAAGAGAUACUCGACGUGAUUGAACCAGCUGAGUUCCAGAAAGUGAUGGUGCCACUUUUUACACAAAUUGCAAAAUGCGUCAGUUCACCACACUUUCAAGUUGCCGAACGUGCUCUUUAUUAUUGGAACAACGACUACAUCAUGUCACUUAUCACCGAAAAUUCUACAGUCAUUCUACCAAUCAUGUUUCCAGCUUUGUAUAACAAUUCAAAGACACAUUGGAAUAAGACAAUUCAUGGGCUGAUUUAUAACGCUAUCAAACUUUUCAUGGAAAUGAAUCAUAAGCUUUUCGAUGAAUGCAACAACAAGUUUAGAAACGAGAGACAAUUAGAAACUGAACAAUAUGCGAAACGUGAAGAAGUCUGGCAGCAAAUAGAAGAACUUGCACGUAAGAAAAAUCCCCAAUUUGAAAAUCUUAUCAAUCAGAUGGAUUAUCUAUCGUUGAGUCAGAACAACAAUGACUUUACUGUUAACGAAGAUGAUUUUUCUAGCGAAAAAAUUGAUCAAUAUUCGAAAGAUGUUCGUAACAUACGCAACAAGGACAAGCCAUUGAUGCGUCGAAAGUCUGAUCUGCCACAAGAUUCUGGCGUAGCACGAGCUUUGACGAGUUAUAAGCGAGCUGAUGAAUUUCUUAAAACCCCGCCAGAUGGAAAUAAAUGCUAGAAUUGGAUUAAUAAUCCCUUCACAUCGUCUGUCACUUAAACAAAUUCUUCUUCUAUUCAGCUUAUCGUUAUCUACAUUCAUGAGUCUUUAUUUUCUUUUUCCUUCUUGUAAAUUGAUGAGAAGCUUAAUGAAACCUUUAAACUUCAAUUGUCGUCUGAUAAAAUAAGAUUUCUUCAAUUUCAUUUUCUCACUUAAACGUUAAAUAAGAAAGAGAAGAAAGGAAAGUUUUAUGUGAUGUAAAAAAACAAAAAUAAAAAUAUUAAUUAUAAUAAUAAUAAUAUUUGGUGGCACAUUCAACAGGGCAUAGUCAACAAGUUGAUCUCAUUCAAUAUUUAUGAGUGGAACAACGUUGAUAAGUAAUCCCUGACCGAAAUGAAGUUGGGAGAAUUUUCUUUUCUUUUCUCGUAUUUAAAAUAACUAUUUGUGAUCACCAGAAAAAAAAAUUUACAAUUGCUUGUUAAUUGAAAAACAUGAAAGAAGAAAAUGAUGAAAAUUAUUGAAGAUGGAAAACUGUUUUUAGGCAACACAAGACUAUAUACAUUCAAUACAUAUAUACAUAUAUACUUGAUGAUAUUUUGCGGGUGGAUUGAUGAGACAUAAAAAAUAAUAUAAAAAUUUUUGUAAAUACAUAAAUAAAUCAUUUGAAGUAAGUCAUGUUUGAAUGGAAGAAGAAGUAAACACUACAAUAAAUAUUAAAUAAACUUCUCUUGUUCUUUUCACAAGCAUAAUCAGGUUAAUAAAGAGAAAUAUUCUGUGACAGAACUUCUUAUAUAACGAAUCGCAGAUAAAGAAAAGAUUGAGUAAAAUAUCUAGGUAGACAGAUAAAGUUUCUCUUUAUUAAAAAUUAAUUCAAGAAGAAAACUGAUCUGAGGGAUAAAUUACAUAUAAGUCAAUCAGUUGAAAUGUUUAAAUUAAAAGAGAAGAAAACAUUUCUUAAAGCUGAAAUAGUUCUAUUGUUUUCCUUGUCCUUUAAUUAAGUUCCACACAUGUUAUGGACAUUUUACGUAUAUAUUAAACAUAACAAUAAACUUUACUUGCAAACAAUUCAUACAGUAUCAAGAAGAGAAAAACUACACAAAAGCUGAAGAAAAAGAAAAAACGGCUCUAAUUUAUAAGAUGAUGCAUUAGAUGAUGACGAGUACAUUAAUUAUUUGUAAAUUAGAUGUUUAAAAAAGUACACAAGAAUUCUUGGUAAAAUUUAUGGUGAAAGUAAGAAAGAAAUUCUUUAAAUCAAACAAACGCUACAGAUGGAUAUGUAGAAGAAGAUGAGAUAAAAACUAACUAUUGAUAAUAAUCGCCUUAUCAUAAACAAAAACUUUCAUUCUUUCUCGCGCGCAAAGCUGUUUUCUUAUGUUGAAUCUAUGUUAGAGAAAAUGAAAGAAAAUAUUUUUAAAGAAAAAGCUGAAACAUGUUAUUUAAGCUUAGAAGCUUUAAGAUGAAGCAGAAAAAAAAUUAUUUCAAUUAAAAAGUUUCUUCAGAAUUUAAUUUGAGAAAUUUGCCUUAAAUAUUAUUUUCAUUCCUAUUACAAUAAUUAUUUAUCCCUGAAUAUCAAAUGUUUGUUAUUUGAAACGUAUUUUUCUGUCUUUUCUUGCUUUACGUACUUUAAUGAACCUUUAUGAAGGUUUCUAUUUAUCACAUCUUUCACUGUGUUUAAGUUAUUUCCUACUAUUGUCUCUAAGAUUCUUUUUCUCUCAUGAAUAAGUCUUAAAAGUAAAAUUAUUGAUAAAAGUGAAAAAUAAAAGUUUAUAUCAUGGAAAGACAA
This is a messenger RNA of Clunio marinus, 3985 nucleotides long. Lineage: Eukaryota; Metazoa; Arthropoda; Insecta; Diptera; Chironomidae. The record is from the annotation of a GenBank genome assembly.